AUGCAGAAACGGACUUAUUUUCUAACCUUCCUCUCAACCGUCUUAUCAUUACGUGGGAGCUCUGUUGUUAGACAACCAUUGAGAGAUCCGGAGUCAGGCUCUUCACUUUGUUGGAACGGAGAGGCUUGGAAGAUCGGGAACCAAUCGAUUCAGGGCAGUGAUGCUGAAUAUGUCUUUGACCUAUUUCUGAAUGCAACAAAAAGACACCGCGACAAUGCAGACCAUACGCCUGCCUCGCCUAAUCAUAGUUUGCAAGGUGUCGUUGACAUUUUGAGCAGCAUUACUGGACCUUAUGCUUUCGUUUUAUACGAUGCCCAACAUCAUCGAGUCUUCUACGGACGAGAUGCAUUAGACUCCGAACACUGUAUGGAAGUCGAAGCCGAUGGAAUCUACGUGCUUGACCUGACAGCGAAUGUCGAUCGAGUCACUCGUGUCCCCUGGGUGUUUGACCGUUCUAAGUCUGUUUUGACUGGUACUCUGCGCUCUCCGUUUCCAAAAUUUAACACAGAGGUGCGAGCUCAUCCGAUGCCAGCCCUAAACCAGGAUUCUCCAGCGAUGAACGACCUUUUCCAAAAGCUCCAACGGUCACUAUCCCUUCGUACCCAUGGAAUUCCUUUACCGCCGUGUCAAUUGGUCGCUCCAGCCCGCGUUGCUGUGUUAUUCUCUGGGGGCCUCGACUGUACCGUCUUGGCUCGUAUGCUCCACGAUGCUCUUCCAAAGGAGCAAGAUAUCGAUCUCUUGAAUGUCGCUUUUGAAAAUCCUCGAGUUGUCAAAGCUGCAGGAGCAUCUCAACUACCUAAGAUCGUUCGCUCGGCCUACUCCCUCUGCCCAGACCGCAUCACUGGCCUUUCUGCUUACUCAGAAUUGCUCGCCUUAUGCCCAGGACGGAUGUGGCGUUUCGUGUCUAUCGACAUUCCCUUUACGGAUACCCAGGCUCAUAGGUCUCAGGUCAUCUCUUUGAUUCAUCCGCAUAACACGGAAAUGGACCUCUCAAUAGCAUAUGCGCUCUAUUUUGCUGCGAGAGGCAUCGGUACAGUUCAUAUCGAAAACGGCGACCAUGCAAUCCAUUACACGACGCCAGCCAGAGUGUUGCUCUCAGGUCUUGGAGCAGAUGAGUUAUUUGGAGGUUACACCAGGCAUGCCACAGCCUUCAAGAGCAGAGGCUACCCAGGUCUCGCAGAUGAGCUUGAACUCGACUUCAACAGACUUGGAAAACGCAACCUUGGCCGCGAUGAUCGGGUAAUCUCGCAUUGGGGAAAGGAAGUACGAUACCCCUACCUUGACGAAGAACUAGUGAGCUGGGCUUUGAGACUUCCUAUAUGGGAAAAAUGUGGGUUCGGACAGGUUGAUCCCUGCACAGACGGCUCCAUCCCGCUACUAGAACCAGGCAAGAAGCUUUUACGAUUGUUGGCGUGGAAGCUAGGAUUACGAAAUGCUGCAGCUGAGAAGAAAAGGGCAAUUCAGUUUGGCGCCAGGACGGCGAAGAUGGAGGUCGGCAAGAGGAAAGGCACACAGACGUUGUCAUGA
This is a messenger RNA of Letharia lupina, 1527 nucleotides long. RefSeq lists its product as uncharacterized. The record is from RefSeq and is a predicted model, not a curated record. NCBI's taxonomy places the organism in Eukaryota, Fungi, Ascomycota, Lecanoromycetes, Lecanorales, Parmeliaceae. The transcript has 3 exons. Bases 1 to 1527 code for a protein of 508 amino acids. Gene Ontology annotation, molecular function: asparagine synthase (glutamine-hydrolyzing) activity.